This is a messenger RNA of Fusarium falciforme, 1788 nucleotides long. RefSeq lists its product as hypothetical. The record is from RefSeq and is a predicted model, not a curated record. The transcript is spliced from 10 exons. Bases 1 to 1788 code for a protein of 595 amino acids. Lineage: Eukaryota; Fungi; Ascomycota; Sordariomycetes; Hypocreales; Nectriaceae.
AUGGAAUUCGAUCUGAUCAUAGGAGUUGAUUUCGGCAUGAGCGGGACGGCGGUCGCAUACCAUCAACCCGGGGGCUCCCUUGGCCUAACCAAAAGCGAGGAUGUGAUCUGCCUCCUCUGGGGGACCGACGAUACGAUCGAGAAAAUCCCAACGAGACUUGCUUACAGGCAAGACGGCCACAGAAGGGAGCUCAUCGCCUGGGGAACGGACAUUCCCAUGGACAACAAGGCCAUACUCAUACAAGAAUGGUUCAAGACAAAGUUCGGGGGCCCAGGAGCUGACCAAACACAAGUUGAGAAGCUAUUUCUCGACUAUUUGAGUCGACUCCAUGCAGAGCUGGCCCGGCGGUUUACCAGCGAUGUACUGUGUGGGAAGCCCUGGGCCGAGGCGAAUAUCGCUUUUCAUUUCAGUACACCCAGCAUUUGGGAUACCGCUAUGGUCGGUCGUUUCAAGGCCUUGGUCGAAGCUACAGGCUUUGGCCAAGCCCAAACUGCUGUCCACGGCCGCGGGGUCCGGAGAGUUGAUGUCAGUCUCGUUGAGCCGCAAGCAACAGCAGCUCUCCACCUCUGCGCAAAAGACGCGCCGGUCCAAUUCAAGAACGGACAGUGUGUCAUGGUCGUCGACGCUGGCGCCGGCACAGGAGACUUCUCCCUUCUUAGAAUCAGGAAGGAUGAGCGGGGCGCUUCUCGGUUGGACGAGAAGUCCCCUGUCUAUGGCGGCAAGAUUGGCUCAGCCUACAUUGACCAGGAGCUGCAAACCCGCAUAGCAAACAUCCUAGUGCCCUACAGUAGUCACAUAAACUGCGACGCCCUCACUGCUGCUUGGAUCAUGAGAUCCAGCGUCCAUUUUCAGCAAGCCAAACACCAGUUUGGCACCAAUGAGGCACAGAAAGGAAUUCCUGUGCCUCACCUGAAGGACCCUGAGAGCGGUCUGGGGGAUCGAAUUCAGGAUGGAAUGCUAAUAGGCAUCCAGAAUGAACUAGAAGACUCCUUCAAUAAGCAACUUGACAAGAUACAACAGCGUAUCCGAGAUUUGAUGAGCAACUGGCAUACAGGCGGUAGACUGCACUACCUGUUGCUUUCUGGAGGACUGGGUAGCUCGGCCUACGUCCAAAAGAAACUCCGGGACUUUUGCGCCAGACACGACGACCUGAAGAACACACAUGUCGUAGUGUCCCAUUGCCCUCGCAUGGCCGUUUCAAUGGGCCUUGUUUACGAUGCUAUGAGCAACCGGACGCUGUUGGCCGAGAUCUGUUGCCGAACGUCGUUCGGCCUGGUAUUCCGGAUGCCAAAUGACAAAUCGCUGGUGUCAAGAUUGAGAUCAAAGUUCAGAGGUUUCAAGCCAUGGGGCUUUCAUCGUAGUCGAGACACUCUUGUUAGUGGUGUCCAUUGGUUCAUCAAGCAAGGUGACAGAGGUGUCAACGGUCGCGAGGCUACGCAUCCCUACAAAGCCUCCUUCAAGAUCAAUGCACCGAGAGUCUGCGAUGUUGAAAUCGUAGCAUCUCCAGACAAAAGUCUCUCGCCAUCCGAGAAGGAUCACCCGCAGAGUCGUGUCUUGAUACACGUCGACCUCGAACAUUCCGACCCGCUCGAGGAUUUUACCACCUGGCGACAGGAGUCGUACGUCACAUUCCUUUUUUUCGUCAAGGCGACAAUCAAGCCGGCCGAGGUGAAAUUCCGUUGUAUUGACAGCAAGGGGAAGGAGGUGAGUGAGGGUGUUAGUUUCUUUGCCGAUGGCGGCCAUACCAUGCGCCCUCUUCUCAUGGGCUUGGGCGAAGAUGAGGAGUAG